CUUUAUGAAAAGAAUGUGCUUGAGGAAGAGAGAUGUUGUGUGAAGAAUUUGGUUUGAAUGAUGACAUAAAUCUUCAUGGCAAAGAGAAAGAGCUGGUUUGGAUGGGUGAAAAGGCUAUUCACUUCUGAGUCAAAGGACAAAAAGACAAAGAAAUGGGAGUGGAGUUUUGGAAGGAUUAAACAAAAACAAUAUCCAACAAUUACAGCUCCAAAUAGGACAUUGGUUGAAGCAAAUGCUGAGCAGAGAAAGCAUGCUUUGACUGUGGCUAUUGCAACAGCAGCUGCUGCUGAGGCUGCAGUUGCUGCUGCACAUGCUGCUGCUGAGGUUGUCAAGCUCACUGGUGCUUCUCGUUCUUACUCAUUUCUUUCCAAAGGAGAUAGAAGCUUAGCUGCCAUCAAGAUCCAAAGCGCAUACCGUGCACAUCUUGCUAGGAAAGCAUUAAGAGCAUUGAAAGGAGUUAUAAGAUUGCAAGCCAUAAUUCGCGGUCAAGCUGUGAGGCGUCAAGUGUCUGUUUCUUUGAAAAAUAUUCACUACAGUGCAAGAAAUCAGGUAGAAAUUCAGGAAGGAAGCAGCAAUGGCGUGGAUGGAAACUACAAAAAUGACCAGAUCAAGAAUUUUUCAAAGCAAAAGAAAAAGUUAGAAGAGAAGGAAAUAAGGUCUGAAUGUCAUAGUCAAAGAAAUUGGGAUUGUAGCUUGCUCUCGAGAGAGGACAUUGAAGCCAUAUGGUUAAGAAAGCAAGAGGCCAUUGUCAAAAGAGAGCGCAUGAAGCAGUACUCUUCUUCACAAAGGGAGAGAAAAAAUCCUCAAAUGGUGGAAGAAUCUCUGCACAAUAAGGACUUCGGAAGAGAGAGCUGCCGUACACUUGGAGAGUGGCUACAUAAAGAAACAUACAAUUGGGAUGUGCUUUACAAACAAACACUCCCUUCAAACUUGAUCACAAUGAAAAGAGAAUUGCAAGAAGAUGGAUUGAGUUCACAAAUUUCGAUCCCGCGGAAAUCAUUUUCUCUAGUGAAAAGAACUUCAAUUGGUGAUGAGAGUUCGAUGCCAAAUUCUCCAGUUUUUCCUACUUUCAUGGCUGUAACUGAAUCCAGCAAAGCAAAGGUGAGAUCUAUGAGCACACCAAGGCAAAGAACAGCAUUUAUGGAUAAUCAAAAUGAGCCUCACAAGGAGAGCAUUUCCUUGUGCUCUUAUUAUGGUGCUACUACUAGCACCAAUGAAAGAUGCCAAAGUGCAAAUAGCCUUUAUUAUCAUUAG
Abrus precatorius (Indian licorice) is the source of this 1254-nucleotide messenger RNA. Its product is annotated as protein IQ-DOMAIN 14. NCBI's taxonomy places the organism in Eukaryota, Viridiplantae, Streptophyta, Magnoliopsida, Fabales, Fabaceae. The transcript is spliced from 6 exons. The record is from RefSeq and is a predicted model, not a curated record. The coding region runs from base 76 to 1254 and encodes 392 amino acids. Gene Ontology annotation, molecular function: protein binding.